CCUAGACCCUGGGCACAUAUAUGAAGUCAGGGGAACAUACGGUACAUGCAAGAGAUACCGUUCUGCCUCAGAGUUGAACACCUUCUCCAUUACUCCAUGUCAGAUUCCAACAAAACCGAUUUCACCAACCCCUCCACCUUCAUCCUGCUGGGUAUUCCUGGGCUGGAAGCAGCCCAUGCCUGGAUCUCCAUCCCCUUCUGCACCAUGUACAUCAUAGCCAUCUUGGGGAACUUCACCAUCCUGUUCAUUGUGAAGAGGGAGCCGAGCCUCCAUGGGCCCAUGUACUAUUUCCUCUGCAUGCUGGCUGUCACCGACCUGAUCCUGUCCACAUCCACCCUGCCUAAAAUGCUGAGCAUCUUCUGGUUCAAUUCCAGGGAGAUCGAUUUCAGUGCCUGCCUCACCCAGAUGUACUUCAUUCACUGCUUCUCAGUGGUGGGGUCUGGGAUCAUUGUAGCCAUGGCUUUUGAUCGCUACGUGGCCAUCUGCCAUCCCCUGAGACAUUCCACCAUCCUGACAAACACUGUGGUGGCUAAGAUUGGCCUGGCCAUGCUGCUGCGUGGUUGCAUGCUCAUACUGCCCUAUCCCUUCAUGGCCAGACAGUGGCCAUAUUGCAGAACCAACAUUGUCCCCCACACAUACUGUGAGCACAUAGCCGUGGUGAAACUGGCCUGCACUGACAUCCAUGUCAGUAGUUACUAUGGCCUCUCCGUGGCAUUCUUGUUGACAGAUCUGGAUGUGUUUUUUAUCACCUUGUCCUAUACCCAGAUCCUCAGGGCCAUCUUCAACCUCCCCAGAAAGGACGCCCGACUCAAGACUUUUGGGACCUGUGGCUCCCACCUCUGUGUCAUCUUAGCCUCUUACAUCCCAGCUCUCUUCUCCUUCCUCACGCAGCGGUUUGGCCACAAUGUGCCCCUGUAUUUCCACAUUCUCAUAGCCAAUAUGUACCUUCUGGUGCCCCCCAUUCUAAACCCCAUCAUCUAUGGGGUGAAGACCAAACAGAUCCGGGACAGGGUUCUAAGGCUCUUUACUCAUAAAGGAACCUAA
Molecule: messenger RNA, 1044 nt
Organism: Chelonia mydas (Green sea turtle)
Lineage: Eukaryota; Metazoa; Chordata; Testudines; Cheloniidae
Product: olfactory receptor 52R1
Exons: 1
Coding region: 46-1044 (332 amino acids)
Biological process (GO): G protein-coupled receptor signaling pathway
Cellular component (GO): membrane
Molecular function (GO): G protein-coupled receptor activity; olfactory receptor activity
Source: RefSeq, a predicted model, not a curated record